UUGUCUUGGAGGGGAACUUCUAUGUGCAAUCCAAUGGUCCUUCGUGACUGAAGUGGGUCUUUGCUCUUUAUAUAUGGUGCCACAUAAAAAAAAGCACCUAGUACGUUCUGUAAAGUGGUUGGUGUUAGGAAGGCCAUCCAGCCGUAGAAAGCACAAGAAUGGCACCUGGUGCAAUCCCAGGCCUUACCAGCCAAACCACACAACUUUUGAAACUACACAACCAUUCCUGCAGCUGUAAGUUUAUUUUCUUUACAGAACUUGCUCGUGAUAAUUUGCAAAGAAAUGGUCGGUACAAUGUGAUUGGUGGGAUUGUCUCUCCAGUAAACGAUAAUUAUGGCAAAAAGGACUUGAUCAGCUCAUAUCAUCGAUGUAAAAUGGUGGAGAAAUCUUUAGAGAGUUCUGAUUGGAUCACAUUAGAUCGGUGGGAGAGUGACCUGAACUGCUGGACUGAGACUCGUCAUGUGUUGGCCUACCACAGUAACAGAUUGAAUAGCACAGAGACCAACCAUAUCGGUGAUGAAAACCAGAAUCCAAAUGCAAUAUUGGUGAAACUCUUGUGUGGUGCUGAUCUUUUAGAAUCUUUUGGAGUACCAAACUUAUGGAGAAAAGAACAUAUCGAAGAAAUUGUUGGUAAAUAUGGUUUAGUCUGUAUCAGCCGAGCAGGAAGUGACCCUUACAAGUUUAUUUAUGAAUCCGAUGUAUUAACUAAGUACCAGGACAACAUAACUAUUGUGACGGAAUGGUUAAGUAAUGAAAUCAGUUCUACCAAAAUCAGACGAGCAUUAAGGAGAGGUGAGAGUGUGAAAUAUCUUAUUGAAGAUGCUGUCAUUGAUUACAUCAACAAAGAGAAGCUGUACACAUCAGAAGACAAAGAAGAAAACACACAUCAAGCCAUAUCAACCUAGGAACACAGACACAUUCGGAAACAUGGCUUCUCCACAUAUUUUGUUAUCUUUUUGUUUGUUUUGUUUUGUUUUUGACAAUGAAAAUAAUAAUAAUAAUAAUUUGUGGUGUUACUCCAGCAUGGCCUUCAAUCACAGCUGUUCAGAAGCACCAAGCUGCUAAAGAGCAUAACUAUGACCGUUUUCUUCCAUUAAUUUUUUUUUUAUUGGUGAAUGAAUGUCAUUGAUUGAAUUGACCCCAGUGUAUGACUGGUAUAUCUUUUGUAUCUUCCCUCCCUCUGCCUUACUAGAAUGGGUGAAAAGGAUUACAUUCAAAUUAAGAAUUUAGAGAUUUACACUCUGCUGUUUUCACUCAUUGAUCUGAUGAUAACAAGACAUGACACGAGAACAGAGGUUCCAAUUAAUCUUACCUGUAAUGAUUAAAAAACAAAACAAGCUUAUUAGCUUUCGUGGGGAGAUGCACUGGAUUUAAUUAACCGUAUAGAUUUGGCUCACACAUACACCUGGGGCAUCCUCUCGGUGAUUUGUGAAGAAAUAUUUCCCAUAUGGUCCUUGUGUAUUUUACUGUUUUUACACAUCUGCCAUAGUCUUCCACAGUGUCCCUUAUUUGUCCCCUGUCUGCACUGGGUACAAUAUGCAACUUCUACCUGUACCUUUUUUACACAUUGAACGGAGUCAAGUGCUGACUGGGUUUUUUUUUUUUCUGUUUACCAGAACUUUGCUCAGUUUCCUUCAAGGUCUUUUGAUUCCAGGCUUUGCUAGGAGCUGACUGACAACUGUGCCCUGGUGAACUUGUACCUGCACACUAAAUUUGUUUCUUUCACCUUAUUGACCCUUUAUAUGGUUUGAAUGGCUCUCAUCAGUCAUUCAUCUGCCCCUAGCUUCUGCAGCAACUACCAGAUCAGGGAGCAAAGGACCCAGUCAAAGGGCAUAUUGCCCCAGCACAGGAAAUGGACUAAUGACCUUAUCAGGAGCUCAACACCUUAAUUACUAAGUUACCCCCCCAUCCAACCUGAAGUUAAAAAUAUUUCUUGUUUUUUCCUUCAACUUGUUUAAAUUUCCUGUGAUAUUUCCUUGCAAUAUAUUUUAUAAAGUAUUUUACUCCACUGGAGCUUAAUUCUAACAACCCAUGCCAGCACGGACAUUGAAUGAUGAUGAUGAUGAUGAUGAUGAUUACCUUUUCUACCUCUCUUUAUUAAUCCGCUCAAUUAUUAUAAUGCGGGUUUGCUGACAACCAUUAGAGUAAUUGGUUCUUAAUUUUGAGUGGAAAGCAAUUUUCUGUUAUUUAUUACAUAUUGUUUACUGUCGUUGAUUAGAAAUAAGACAGUAGAUAUUUGAUAGUUUGGUGUGAGUGCGUGUGUGUUUGACAAGGAACUAUGUACAGUGCACCUCCAAUAUUGUGGAGCUCCAUGUUGUACAGACAGUCUGGGACUGCAUUGCUGGGUUGUUACAAACUUCUUUUCUCAUUCAUGUGGUUCCAGGAUUGACACAUGCCUUAUAAAUAAGAUUGGGGUAACCUUUCAUGUGGAAUGUCUAAGAUAGCUCCCUGAUAUACUCCACUCACUAUUAAUGUCUCCUUGGAGAGGGCUCAUUGGCUACUACAGCCUGGCUUCUAUCGCAAUCUUUUGAGUGGUCAUGUAAUGACUACCUUAGUUUUACCACAUCAUCCUGCGAUUAACCUUAUUGAGGUGGAUCAACAUCCACGUUUGAGCGAUUCAUAAGUUAUAUAUGUGUGUGUGUGUGUGUAUAUAUAUAUAUAUAUAUAUAUAUGUACACGUAUGUAUUUGUGUGUGUAUAAAUUAUACAUGUAUGUAUGUAUUGACUUUGCCUUUCCCUGUUUUUAUUUGCUGUGUUAUCUCCAUUGGAUUCAGUAAGUACCAUUCUCUGUUGUCACCUGGCACCACUCGAUCCCUUACCAGCACUUAUACACAACUCACAUCCUACAUAGACUUCCAAGAACACAUCUAUCUCACUCCCUUCACUUAAUCAUACAACACACACACACUUUCCACUUCUCACUUCACUAGAUAACUGGUCGGACUAUUUAAAUGGUAAUUUGACCUUCUGGAAACACUAAAAUUCCCUUAACGCACAUUGAUAUACUAGACAAUGUACUCUUACAAAAAUAGGGGAUGGUUGGAACACUUCUGAUCAGCAUCUUCAUAAUAUUUGAAUUUACAGUUUAUGCAGACAUAAUUCAAUUUUUCUAGUGGGAAAACCCUUAGAGAAAACUCACCAUUUUUAUGAUUGUCUUCAUCCUUAAUGACCCCCUGAUUCUGCUUGCAUUCAGAUCCUCCAACAAAGAAUCUGAAAUAAUGAGAAAGUAAAUUUCACUAAUUAUUACUGACAGAUCUUUCUUUAUCUUGUCCAUUCCUCAGACCAUGUCUGUGAGAAUCAGCAAGUUGACCCAGUAUCCAUCUUGCAUUGCUCUCUCUCUCUCCAGAGCACAAUUCACCCGCUUCACUCUUCACUGCUUUGCUUUAAUGAGAAGAGAAACACUUGUCAGCCACCCACCUGCACUGCUCUACACCACCCCACUGCUUGCACUGCACCGUUUGGCAUAAAUUGAAGUAAAGACAAGAUGGUCAUGGGUGGAUGGCUUUGAUCAAAGGUUUCUUGGAACAGGACUGACCUGUGGCUAAGCACUCCGUAGAGAUUGGGAACCUGGUUUAUAUAUCUGAAAGCACCCAAGGGUGUCCGGGUGCUGUUGGGUGAUAGAUUAAUUCUACCACCCCAAGAACAGGUACCAAUCCCAGCAACCCACAGACUUCAACAUGAGUUCUCUUUCCCAAAGUUUUAAUCACUUCAAGCCUAUAGUUGAAGAUUCUUGCCCAAGGUGUUGUGCAGUGGGACUGAACUUGAAGUCUUCCAAUUGCACACAAACUUGUUGCCAACUUGGCUGGGCUUAUCCUCCUCACCCCCCCCCCCCCAAUAUAUAAAACCUCUGCAUCAGAGGAGUUGUAGUAGUUGUGCUAACCUCUGAUCCUGCAUUCCAGCCAUAACCAUCUAGACUUCUCUUCACACCAUAUACGUCCAAGACCACAACAUAUUAUGUGUGCAUUCCAUUUCAAGAUGGCAUUGUGUGAUUUGAGUGCAAUUUCUAGCCAGUCCUGCUCCUAUUCAGAAUCUCCCUUAUUCUCUCUCAUUAAAUCUACUAAAAUGAGAAGUGGAAUUUGUUUGUUUUUUUUACUUUUGAGGUGUUCCAUGCUUUUCUUGUAUGUUUUGGCAAUAUUUAGUGGGGGGGUGGGGGUGAUUUUGUUAAAGAGAAAUGUGUUCUGUGUAUUUGGUUUAUGUUUAUUAAAAAAAAAAGUCAAAGUAUAUAUUUUAAAAUGUAUCUUGAUAAUACCCGAGUUUGCUGACUGUACAUACACACACACUAAUGGCCUUUGCUGGGUGUUUAUGGAUGGUCGAAGCACAAGACUCCUAACUUGUAGCUUUGCUCAUGAUUGAUCUAUUUUUUGGUCCUCUUUUGUCUUCUCACCUGGAGAAUUGCAAUUGUCUCAUGGCAUUGUUCCAGGCUGUUGUUAUUAGCAACACUUUCCCCCCAUUUCUUGAGAUUAGACUCUUUGAAAUCAGUUUUAUUCUUCUUCAUACUGAAUAAACUCACCAAAGAGCAACUGUUUUGGACUCCUAUAGUCUUCCAUAUGUUAAAAAUGGUUUAGCUCUCAUAAUAUACAAGAUUAUAAUUGUUUUCACUUCAUACGAGAGAGUGACAAAAGUAAAAUGUAUUCAAUUCGGGUUUUUUUACCUGCAGCAAAGACUCAAAGCAGGAUAUAUUAAAUUAUAUUUUAGUUAUUUUCUCAUGAAAUUCUUUUAAUGUGUCUGCCUUAAUAGGAGUUCUUUUUACACAAAUCUAACACUUGUUUCGGCUGGGUUCUCAAUGGAAGUAUUUCUGCAAUUGGUUCAUUUUUUGUAAGACAGAAGCAUGCAGGAAAUAUUUCUCCUUAUAUUAAAUAAUCUCUGUUUCAACAUUUCUGCAUUCUUUGUUAUUUUUAUAUGUCAGCUGGAAAGGCUAGCUUAGAACAUCUAGUUUUGUUACAAAGAGCAUACUGGAUGUUUUGGGUUCUCAGUCCACACGAACCCUUGGAAUACUCCAAAACGAGUACACAACUCAGAUGAACAAUGUUCACUGGGAAUGGAAUUAGUUUAAUGUAAGAUAACAGCCAGUUCUAAUGUUGCAAGUAUAUUGUUUUUCAUUAAUUACUCUCUUGUUCAUAAUAAUAUAAAGAAAAAAAAACCUUGCUUCUCACUCUUGCAAGAACAUAUAUUGUGAACCCAGCCAGAAACAGUGGUGUUUAUUGUUAGUUGUAACAUGUCCAGAUUAUGGACAUUGGAGACCAAAAAAAAAAGCAAUGAAAAUUGUAUGUGUGACUUACACACAAAAGUUUAACUGAAGAGAAUAAGGCUGAAAGUGGGAACUUUUACUCAAUAUUUGAAAAUACAUAUGUGUGUGUGUGUAUAAUAUAUAUAUAUAAAUGCUGGCUAACAAUUCGAGCUCUUUAUACAGUUACUGUACAACUUCCUCUAAUAUUUUAAAGUUCACACUCUGUCUUUAUCAAUUUGUUUAAUAAACAUUUUCGUUUUUCUAUUGAUUCUAUUUUUGUACAAAUAAAUGGACUGAUUUCACCUCUGUUGUAA
Molecule: messenger RNA, 5540 nt
Organism: Octopus bimaculoides (California two-spot octopus)
Lineage: Eukaryota; Metazoa; Mollusca; Cephalopoda; Octopoda; Octopodidae
Product: nicotinamide/nicotinic acid mononucleotide adenylyltransferase 3
Biological process (GO): NAD+ biosynthetic process
Molecular function (GO): nicotinamide-nucleotide adenylyltransferase activity; nicotinate-nucleotide adenylyltransferase activity
Source: RefSeq, a predicted model, not a curated record